AUGCAGCUGCUGUAUAUAUUUUAUAUUGUGGUGGUGAUGAACUGCAGGGUAGUUCUCAUUUGUGGCCAAGAACAGCGUGAGGAAAAUGGUGCAGUGACUGGGAAUGGAGAAGCCACCGUAUCUGGUAAAUUAGAUGGUGAUUUCCCCAUUACUUCUACCAUUACAUCAGAUGCUGAGGAAUCUACACUAGUCCCAACAGAGAUUCUAGAUGCAGCAAAUAACUCUCUCGCAAACAGUACAGGAAAUAAUGACUUUGAUGAAUAUGAAGAGGAAAGUAAUGCAUCUAUGACACCUCUCACGCCAUCAUCACCAGACGAAGAUGUGACAGAGGAGCCGCCAUCUGGUCAGCCUCCAGACGACUCCAUUGCAGAGAGAGGGUUCAUGGUUGAAGAUUUCUGUCUCUGUGAUUUGAAGGUGAGCAUUUGUGACAUAAACUGCUGCUGUGAUGGGGAUUGUGAUGCAGAAGAUAAAAAGAUAUUUUCUCACUGCCAGGAGAGACCACAGCCUGUGUUGGAUUCCAGGUAUUGCUUCCAAGAGCACAUCAUAUUUAGUAACCACACAGAAUACUCUGUAUCCUUCACCCAUCCUGGUGUUUUCUGCAUUGCCACGGACAACUUCAUGCUACGAACAACGUACACCUCAGUAAAGGGAGCAACCACUAUUGAUGAGUUUCAAAGCCUGCAGAGGGAAAAGAGACGUUCUUACUCGUGGGCUCCACAGGAAAAAGCGUCUUCCAUUUCACUCGAGCCUUACAUAGAUGGCACUAACAUAUGGGCAUUGGAUAGAAAUGGCACAUCAUUCCCUGUAGGAAUACCAUCCUCAGUUGUUGGGAGCGAGUGCGAAACAACCACUCCAGUACUGUUCCUUCAUGAUGCUACAUCAAAAUGCAUUAGGGUUUUCCAGACCUUAGUACUAGACUGUGUGGCCAACUCAUAUUUAGAUGCCCACAGUUACUUGGCCUUUUCGUUCAUUGCAGAUCCCAGUCGUCUAUUCCAGAAUGCAAGUAAAGAAGCAACGACAGAAUCAGAUGCUUCUGUGUCUGCCACGACAGCAGAGACAACAAGUAAUGAAAGUACAGAUGUUACAGCCACAACUCCCGUAUAUGAAUCUACCCUGACGCCAGCAAACAUGACAACAGGAGAGCCUGAUGUAGUAAGCAAGAAAGAGCCACAACGUAUUGUCUUGUCAUCCCCUGGUGAGAUUAUUGAAGCCCUGAGCAAUUUCAGUGACUUAUAUCCUGAUGACGUGGUUUCAGUAAGUCCAUACAUUUGCCACAUAAUGGCUGAUGGUGAUGAGGAAUGUUCGGAUAGACCUGUAACGGUGGUUCCUCGCGUAUCUUACAAAAAUGGAACAUGUAGUAAUGCCAUCAUAAGUAUCAAGUACAUCUUUCAGCACAACGGGUCACAAGGCAUACUGUAUGUCAAGGCUAAGGUAUACUUAGCCAACUUGACGGAAGCACAGAGGCAAGUGAUCCAAGGAUUUGAGGUGAAGUUUGAGUGGCUGUCCAGUGACAAGCAGGAGACACUGCUAGAGAGAAGUGGUAGACCAGGUUAUGUGCAAGGAAAACCCCUGCUCAUGGGAAAGCUGAUUGAAAAUCGCACAGAAGAAGAUGUGUUGAAGGAAGCGAUCCAGCUUAGCACAGAUCCUAAUCACUGGCUUAAGAUACUGGCACCAGGAAAAGAGGGAAGAUGCGAUUCGUCUUCUCAAGUGACGUUUGGUAUUGACGUAGGAGGUGGCUGUUUACUUGAAGUUUCACAACGGGACUUUGAUCGAGACUGCAGUGUUCUGCAGGAGAAAAUUCUUUCAAAGCUUUUGGGACCUAUUCCUCUAAAUGAUGCAUUGUUGAGGAUUGCCUCUUUUGGCGACUCCAGCAUCAACAACCCAGCAGACUGGGUUCCUAUUUUGAUGACUGAGGAAGUUCAGUGUGGAACUUUGAGCCAGCUGUAUGGAACUGGCCAAUUCUUCAGUCUUGUGACUUCCUUGCAUGUUGAGAUUGCGUUUAGUCUGCAGGGAAGUCUGGCCAACCCACAGGCUAAGGUAGUUGGCGUCAACAUUAGAUAUGGAGAGCCAUUGGAGGUCUACCCGCCAUGCAUGCAUAAUGCAUGCUAUUCCAGAUCUGUGUCUUUGACAGGGUAUGUAGAGCUCAAAGCCUCUGUCUCCUUUGUAGAUGUGACUCUUCCUCCACUACCAGCAUAUUCUCAGCCACCAGCAUUAGAUGUCAAGCUUCCAUAUGAUUUUUUCUACCCUUUUCUCCCUUCUGCAUCUGCAGUAAGAUCCUUGAAUAAUGUGGCAUUUAUUUUGAGCAGUGUUCUGUAUCUUGUGAUGAAUAAAGCCUUUUAAUUUC
Molecule: messenger RNA, 2344 nt
Organism: Macrobrachium nipponense
Lineage: Eukaryota; Metazoa; Arthropoda; Malacostraca; Decapoda; Palaemonidae
Product: tectonic-3-like
Exons: 8
Coding region: 1-2340 (779 amino acids)
Biological process (GO): cilium assembly
Source: RefSeq, a predicted model, not a curated record